AUGGAUUAUUACAAAGCAACGAUAAGAGCUUUGCUGCUCUUCCUCUCGUUCACAUAUGCAAUGGCAUUCAAAUCUUCUAACAUUAGUUGCCCAGAUGCCGAGAGAGAAGCACUUGUGAGGUUUGUGGGAGAUUUCGACAAAUCUGCAGCUGGCUUCUCUUCCUGGGAGGGAACGGAUUGCUGCAAAUGGGAGGGCGUGGAGUGCGACGGCCGAACCGGACAUGUCGUGCGUUUGGACAUUCAAAAGAGGAGGAUUGCCGGCAGCAAAAUCAAUCCUUCUUUGCUCCAUCUUAAGCAGCUGAGACACUUGGAUCUCGGCAGCAAUGACUUUGCGUCCCUCUCGAUUCCUCCAUGGAUCGGUUCUUUCAAGAAGUUAAACUAUCUCAGCCUCUCGUUUUCGUAUUUUUGCGGGGUGGUACCCGCUCAGCUCGGAAAUCUAUCAAGACUUCAAACCCUCGAUCUUUCCGGUAACAAUCUUACAUUGAGUAAUGCUGAUUGGCUUUCUCAACUCACCUCUCUACUUCAUAUUGAUAUUAGCUAUUCUUCGAUUGAGAAUACAUCUAAUUGCCUACAAGCAUUGAACAUGCUUCCUUUAGUACAAGACAUUCGUUUGGCGUACUGCAAAUUGGAUAACCUCCCACAAUCCCUCCCGUAUGUCAAUUUUACCUCUCUUUCCCUUUUGGAUCUUUCUGGCGCAUUAGUUUGGGAUUUUUCUAAUAAUAGCGAAGUAAAUUCUAGCUUACCCGAGUGGUUGUUUAGAAUUACUUCCCUUCAGUAUCUUUAUCUCAGUUAUAGUAAAUUUACUGAGCUCAUCCCAUCUGGAAUUGGAAACUUGACUUCGCUCAAGGUUCUCGAACUAGAGUUUGUUGACCUUGAUGCCGGAAUACCGUCUAGUUUGAGCAAUCUCUGUGAGCUUCGCACGCUAUAUUUAACAGAUUCCAAAAUUAACACCCAAUUGGACACAUUCGGUGAGUUGUUUUCUGGGUGUCUCCAAAACAGUUUGCGAGACUUGGAUUUAGAUUUCACUUCUCUAAGCGGCAACAUACCGGAUUGGAUAGGUAACCUAAACAAUCUAAGUACUCUUGAUCUUUCAGGAAACUCGCUCUCCGGUUCGAUCCCCACCUUUCUUUGUAAACUAUCCACAUUACAGUUGUUAUAUUUUUAUCACAAUAACUUAAAUGGCAAUGUCCCGGAAUGUCUUGGAAGCCUUAGUGAGCUAAAAUCUUUGGAUCUUAGCUUCAACGCUCUCAUCGGAGUUAUUUCAGAAUAUCAUUUUUCUAAUCUUACAAAGUUGGAGAUCAUCGACCUGACUUCUAACUCGUUGGUUUUGAAUCUGAGCCACAAUUGGGUUCCUCCUUUCCAACUCAGUGAUUUGGUCUUCCGCGGCUGUAAACUAGGCCCCCAGUUUCCCUCAUGGCUUCAGACUCAGAAGUCUCUAGCCUACCUCGAUCUAUCUUUUACGGGGAUUUCAGAUUCAGUGCCAAAUUGGUUUUGGAACUCAAUGACCAAUCUUUCAACUGUUAAUCUUGCUAAUAAUGAGCUACAUGGUGUGAUACCCAACUUAAUAAAAUUCAGUGAUGAUACAGAUUUAUUUAUUGAUUUAAGUUCCAACUUCUUUGAGGGACCAGUGCCCCAUUUUCCGUCAAACACGGCACAACUAUAUUUGUCAAACAAUUCAUUUAUGGGCUCUAUUCCUGAUGAUAUUUUCCAGCUAAUGCCUAAUUUAAGUGUGCUUUCGUUGUCGAUGAAUAAAAUAAGUGGCAGGAUCCCUGUGUCUAUCUGUGAUUCACAAUUGAUUACCAGAUCAAUCUCAAACAAUAAUUUAUCAGGAGUGCUCCCAAACUGUCAAAAUAAUACUCAAUUAGAAGUAUUGGAUCUUUCAAAUAAUAAUCUUUCUGGAGGAAUACCCAAAUGGCUUUGUGAAUUGCCUCGGUUUCAAUCCUUGCACCUAAGGAAUAGCAAUUUAUCGGGAGAGCUUCCCUUAUCCUUAAGGGCCUGCAAGAGUCUAGAUACUCUUGAUCUUGGUGGUAACGUGUUUACAGGAAGGAUCCCGAUCUGGCUUGCAGAGCUAUCGUCUCUCAAGAUUCUUAGCUUGAAAUCAAAUAAGCUUGUUGGUCGAAUUCCGACAGAACUCUCUAAUCUUGCUGGUCUCCUAAUCUUAGACCUUGCAAACAACAAUCUUUCAGGGCCGAUACCGAUAAGCUUCGGCAACUUCAUGUCGAUGAGGACCCCUCUUAUAAACAUAGGAUCUAUCCUAAACUUCUCAGUAUAUAAUUAUGAUGAGAAUAUGAUAUUGGACAUCAAAAGAAGAGAAGAUCAAUAUGGUAGCAAUCUUCUUUCGCAGAUGACAAUCUUGGAUCUCUCUAGGAAUAGCUUGUCAGGACACAUACCCGAUGAACUAACAAAUCUUCUCGGAUUGUUGGUAUUCGACUUGUCGAGUAAUGAUCUAACGGGACAAGUACCAUCCAAGAUCGGCGAUAUGAUGCAGCUAGAAUCUCUCAACUUGUCGAGAAACAAGUUAUCAGGAGCAAUUCCUUCUAGCUUGUCCAACUUAAGCUUCUUGGACUUCUUGGACUUAUCUUACAACAACUUCUCGGGAAGAAUUCCGACCGGAAAACAAAUGGACACAUUCCCUGAUCCUAACAUAUACGUCGGAAACCAAUAUCUUUGCGGAUUUCCAUUAAAUGUGAGUUGCACAGGCAAUGAAGGUGAAGCCGAAGGCCCGACAAUUGGCCAAGGAAGAUGGGAUGAUUCGAGAGGAAGUUUGGCGAUGAUUCGAGGAGUUCAGGCUGGGGAGAUGGAAGAAGACGUACGUUACAUCUGGGAUAGCUGUUUGAGGAGAGGAAAGGAAAGCACCCGUGACUCGCUUCAUACGACUCCGCCUGAACCGGGAUUGGCCUCGCCUCUCGCGGGCCAUGAGACGAGCCCAAACCCGACCCUUGCGGCCUGCCCUCCUCUCGAACAGGGGACCCAGCUUGCUUGUGGACCUAUUCAUGAGGCUGCAACCUCCAUUCCGGAGGAAAACACCCGUGACUCGCUUCAUACUACUCCGCCUGGAUCGGGCUUGGCCUCGCCUCUCGCGGGCCAUGAGACGAGCCCAAACCCGACCCUUGCGGCCUGCCCUCCUCUCGGUUAG
This is a messenger RNA of Ananas comosus (pineapple), 3135 nucleotides long. Its product is annotated as probable leucine-rich repeat receptor-like protein kinase At1g35710. Gene Ontology annotation, molecular function: protein binding. The record is from RefSeq and is a predicted model, not a curated record. The transcript is spliced from 3 exons. The coding region runs from base 1 to 3135 and encodes 1044 amino acids. Lineage: Eukaryota; Viridiplantae; Streptophyta; Magnoliopsida; Poales; Bromeliaceae.